UCUCUUUCAGCGCGGCGACUCGAUAGCUCAACUCGCUUUUCUGCCUAGCCAAGAAAAAUCUGUUGUCCAUUCAAGUCUUCAAAUCAAAGUUGCCUUCAACAUAACUCGAAAGUUUUCGCAUCGAGUUUUGGAUUGAUCGUUUAAAUCGAGUCCUCAGUUGCUACAAAGUGUUUCAGUAUUUGUGUGAUUAUUGAUCGGAGAAACCCUUCCACUUAACCGCCCCACCAUGAAGAGAUCCCGGCAGCUGAUUGCGUUGGGAUUACUCGUCACGCUGCAAUGUUGCGUCCUCAGCGUUCGUUCGGACGACAACGGAAAGUGCGCCUUGCUCAUCCCCGGCGCCACGACGAGCACGUGCAUUAGUUACGAGGCCAUCAACAGAGCCUUUAACGCCGCAAAAGAAACCACCCGCCUCGGUGGGCCGCAAUCCAAAAGCAAAGAUCUGAGCGAUAUUGAAAUCGACGUACUUGGCCGAACAAUCGUCGAAACGAGCCGCAUCUUGGCAAAAGAAUUCAAAUUGGCUCCCGAUGCGAUUCACAUGGGACUGCCAAUGAUCGACACCAGACACACGGCCAUCGCUCCGUACUGUCCCGUCAAAUUCGAGCGGCCACAAUGCAAGGUCCAGCGCUACCGUGAAAUCGACGGCAUGUGCAACAAUUUGGAGAACGCACAUUGGGGCGCAGUAAUGGCACCGUUCCGUCGACUCCUCCCACCAAACUACCGCGACGGUGUUAGCGCACCGCGCAUUUCAGUGACUGGCUCCGAAUUGCCUACAGCUCGACUUGUGUCGACCCUCACCCACAAGGAUUUGGGCUUUCACGAUCACGCAGUCACCGUCUACCUGCCCGCCUGGGGUCAGCUGAUCGAUCACGAUAUGGCUAUGGGUGCCGAAUCUAAAGAUCCCAGGACCAAUUCCGAACCCAAAUGUUGCAACGUAGCAGCCAACCAGCGUCACCAGGCUUGCUGGCCCAUCGACAUCCCGUCAGCUGACCCGUUUUACAAGCUUUUCCGUCGCACUUGUUUGGAUUUCGUCCGUUCCGGCGCCGGAGUUAGGGACCAAUGCAAACUGGGCACCAGGAUCUCUGUCAACACCGUGUCCGCCUAUCUCGAUGCCAGUUUCGUCUACGGCAGUGAUUUGGAAACGAUGAACAAACUACGCGUAUUCAAAGCCGGCCAAAUGAAAAGUAACGCCAUGAACCGUCACAAGGGAAUGAAAGAUUUGUUGCCACCGCAAAUGAAGAACCCCGACGCAAAUUGCAAACGACCCAGCAAGGACAUCCACUGUUUUAUGGCCGGUGACGCACGUGUCAACCAGCAAAUGAUGUUGGUGGCCCUCCAUACCGUUUUCAUGCGCGAACACAACCGCAUCGCCCUCGAACUCAGUCAAAUCAACUCUCACUGGGAGGAUGAGAAAAUUUUCCAAGAGACACGACACAUUAUUGCCGCUAUUGUGCAACAAAUCACCUACAACGAAUUCUUGCCCAUGGUGUUGGGCAAGGAAGUCAUGGAACGCUACAGUCUCCUGGGAGAAAGACAAGGCAUGUUGAACAAAUACAACCCGAAAUUGGAGGCCACCCUACCGACAUCCUUCUUCGCCGCCGCUUUCCGUUUCGGCCACUCCCUGAUCCCAUCGGCUCUUGAGCGCUGGAGCACAUCGCACAAGUUCAUCGGAUCGCGACGACUCAGCGAGAUCAUCAACAAACCAUUCGAUGUUUACAAUGGAGACGUUUGCGAUCAGUAUCUCACCGGUUUCAUGAACCAAAUCUCACAGGCCGUCGACGACUCCGUUUCUCAAGAGCUGACCAACCAUCUCUUCCGAGAUGAAACGAGCUCCUUCGGUUCCGACUUGGCUUCAUUGAACAUUCAGCGCGGUCGCGACCACGGUGUUCCGUCGUACAAUGCCUACCGCGAAUUCUGCGGACUUCGUAGAGCAAGAAGCUGGAACGACUUGGCCGGAGCCUUCACUAACGAAACGCUUCACAUGUACAUGCAAACCUACAAAACCCCCGAUGAUCUCGAUCUGUGGUCAGCUGGUGUAUCUGAAAGGCCUUUGCCUGGCAGCAUGGUCGGCCCUGUUUUCGGUUGCAUCAUGGGAGAAACGUUCAAAAACCUGCGCCUGGGUGACCGUUUCUGGUUCGAAAAUGCCGGACAGCCUAGCUCGUUUACUCAAGAGCAAGUCAACGAAAUCCGCAAAGUUAAGCUGUCACGAGUCAUUUGCGACAACAGCGAUCACAUCGACACCGUCCAAGUUUACGUCAUGGUCCUCCCCGACUCAGAAAUCAACCCUCGCGUGGCAUGCAAAUCAGGCAUUUUGCCACGCAUCAACUUGAGCAAGUGGAAAGAGUAAAAGGUUGAAAGUCUAAAAAAAUUAAAAUUCCGACCAGAUUUUUAAUAUAAUAAUAGUUUAAAAGAUAGAAUUAAAAAGAUGAAAAAAAAACAACAACAAAAUAACUCGUUAUGGACGGGUUACUUUGUUUGUGGAUGGCUACAAAAUAAUAUAAUAUAUACUUCUAUUUUCUCGGCGAAGGUCAUAAAGAAAGUAAAAGAUAAAAAAUACCUUCAUAUAUAGAAACUAAGGAUGGUAAGGAACCAAUGGUAAAAUAGGAUUAGAGUGUAAAUAUAGACAAAAGCAAACCCAUUUUGUCAAUUGUCAAGAAAAGCAUGGACUUUGAAACGUAUGUCUCCCUUAACAGGAAAAUCGACACAAAAAGAAAACGAAAAGAGGCCUUAGAAUUGUCACUCCCUUAUUUAUAAAUGCUGAUUGUCUCUACAAAUCUUUUCUUGUCACGAUGUGAAACGAAACCUGAUAACUAAUAAUUCAAAAUACACGUGACUGAUCUGUUUGAAACCCACAAAAA
This is a messenger RNA of Daphnia carinata, 2855 nucleotides long. RefSeq names its product peroxidase-like. The record is from RefSeq and is a predicted model, not a curated record. Gene Ontology annotation, molecular function: heme binding; peroxidase activity. The coding region runs from base 227 to 2344 and encodes 705 amino acids. The transcript is spliced from 11 exons. NCBI's taxonomy places the organism in Eukaryota, Metazoa, Arthropoda, Branchiopoda, Diplostraca, Daphniidae. Gene Ontology annotation, biological process: response to oxidative stress.